AUGAGGAAUUUGACGAGUCAUCCGCAUCGACAGGUCAUCGGGAAAAUACGGCAAGUCACUGAAGUAGUGUUUGUAGCAGUUUUCGUACUCGGUCCUGCAUCUAAGCUUCAGUCCGCGACAGGAGAAGGAAAGAAGUUGGCAGGACUUUCCGCACUGUCCUUGGUAGCAGCUGAUGAUGGAACGGACAGCAGUUUACAUGGCCCGUUUCAUCAAAGAUGCACCGGAAGCAGCAGCACUAUCUCCAUCACUGGUGAAAUGGGAAAUGAUGAGUGGACAGUCAUCACUUUGCAGCUCACUGAUGCAUUCCGCAGCCCAUCUCUUUUUGUCUUUAAUGGUGGUCUCUGGAGGAAUGGUUGCAGUGCAGCCAUCAUGUCCGGGGCAGCUUGGAAUGGUGUUUUCCCUAUCGCACUGAAGGUGGCAUUGUUAUACCGGGCAUCUCCUUCCGCUCUUAUAGGUGUAUUGGCAAGUCCACAUUUCUCGUUAAGCUCUUGA
Magallana angulata is the source of this 492-nucleotide messenger RNA. RefSeq lists its product as uncharacterized. NCBI's taxonomy places the organism in Eukaryota, Metazoa, Mollusca, Bivalvia, Ostreida, Ostreidae. The transcript has 4 exons. The record is from RefSeq and is a predicted model, not a curated record. The coding region runs from base 1 to 492 and encodes 163 amino acids.